UGCGAGAGAGGAAGAGCUGUCAAUCACAGAGUACGGAAGUGAUUCAGCCAAUCAAGUUGCUGGGAAAAUUUACUAGCCAAUCAGAAGGCGGCAAAAUUUGACACGACACCGGGAGAGUUUUCGCUGGCGGGGCAAUGACGUUUUUGCAACUGUUUGGAAGAAUGAAGUCUGUUGUCAUUGGGAUGGUGCAUCUGAAAGCUUUACCAGGCACACCGCGCGGCACGUUACCAGUGGCGCAGAUUCUGGAGGAUGCUUGUAAAGAAGCUGAGAUCUACAGAAAGGCUGGGAUUGAGCUGCUGCUGAUUAUCUCUUGUCAGGAUGGCCUCAUGGUGGAGAACAUGAAUGAUAUCCCUUACACCCUUCAUGUGGGACCAGAGGUCACAGCAUCCAUGGCCACUGUAUGUGCCGCUGUCAAGCAGAUAUGCCCACGUCUUCCUCUGGGGGUUCAGGUUCUUGCUUGUGCCAAUCAGCAAGCUCUGGCAGUGGCUCUCGCAGCAGGAGCGGACUUCGUACGAGCCGAGAGCUUUGUCUUUUCUCAUGUUGCUGAUGAAGGACUGGUAAAUGCCUGCGCUGGUGAACUGCUGAGGUAUCGCAAGGCUAUCGGUGCUGACCACAUCCAGAUCUUUGCUGACAUUAAGAAGAAGCACAGCUCCCAUGCCAUGACUUCAGACAUCUCCAUAUCUGAGAUGGGAAAGGCAGCAGAAUUCUUUUUAGCAGAUGGUGUAAUAUUGACUGGAGCCGCUACUGGACAAGAAGCCGAUCCAAGAGAACUAAAAGAGGUCCAGCGCUCUGUCCGUAUUCCUGUUCUCAUCGGAUCAGGGGUUACACUGGAUAAUGUGGAGAAAUACAUUGAUGCCAACGCCUUAAUCAUUGGCUCCUACUUUAAACAUCAAGGCGACUGGAGAAAUUGUGUGGACUAUGAUAAAGUAAUGACAUUCAUGGAUAAGAUCAAUAAACUACGGGACUGAUGGGACAGUUAUUACUACAACCUAGAAGCCAUCUGGUCUGAUCCAUUGUGCAAGGCAUUGGGAAUAAUACUGUUGGAGUAUUAGUCUGAAUAACGAAGCUCCAAUAAAUCAGCACAACAUAAUGGACAUUGUUAUCUACCUCUGAUUUUUAAUGUAAAUUUGAUUAAUUUUAAUCAAUAAUUAUGUGAAUUACAUUUGUGAACAUCUUAUGAGAAAAGCCUUUUCUUUUAAUCCUUCUGUAUUCUUGAGUGACCUGAUUCUAACACAUAUUUGGUUUUUCGACUGCACUUUUCUCUGAAUAGUCACAUGGGGGCAAACUUUAUUUAAAAAAUAAAAA
Hyla sarda is the source of this 1305-nucleotide messenger RNA. RefSeq lists its product as uncharacterized. The record is from RefSeq and is a predicted model, not a curated record. The transcript has 7 exons. NCBI's taxonomy places the organism in Eukaryota, Metazoa, Chordata, Amphibia, Anura, Hylidae. The coding region runs from base 135 to 968 and encodes 277 amino acids.